Molecule: messenger RNA, 960 nt
Organism: Malassezia pachydermatis
Lineage: Eukaryota; Fungi; Basidiomycota; Malasseziomycetes; Malasseziales; Malasseziaceae
Product: c5-sterol desaturase
Exons: 1
Coding region: 1-960 (319 amino acids)
Biological process (GO): lipid biosynthetic process
Molecular function (GO): iron ion binding; oxidoreductase activity
Source: RefSeq, a predicted model, not a curated record
AUGGAUCUGGUAUUGAACUUGGCUGACGAGUGGGUCCUGGAUGCAGCCUGGGCCAAACUUCUUCCAGCCUCUCGGUUCUCCUCUGCCUGCACAAGCUCCACGUUAGGUUUUGCUAACCAGACCAUCUCGAACGUGGAGAAGUUAGCCCUAUGUGGCGCCCCUGGCAAGGAGGUGUCUUGGCUUCCUCGCGAUAACAUCAUUCGCCAGAUCGUAUCUCUGUAUAUUUUGACCUAUAUCGGUAUUUUGCUUCUCUACUUCUCUUGCGCCUCUUUCUCUUACUACUUUCUUUUCAACAAAGACCUUAAGAAGCACCCUUUGUACCUUAAAAACCAGGUGAAGCUCGAGAUCCAGUCGUCCCUUCGUGCCUUCCCGUGGUUGGACCUACUUACGCUUCCCUGGUUCGUACUUGAAGUUCGUGGCUACACUAGGGUUUAUGACCGAUGGGACGAAUAUGGUCUUUGGUACUUGAUUUUCAGUGUGCCACUUUUCCUCGUCUUUACUGAUAUGUGCAUCUACUGGGUCCACCGUAUCGAACACCACCCAAGCCUCUAUAAGCAUGUGCAUAAGCCCCAUCACAAGUGGAUUGUACCGACUCCUUUCGCAUCCCAUGCCUUCCACCCGUUGGACGGUUAUGCCCAGAGCUUGCCAUAUCACAUUUUCCCUUGUAUCUUCCCGCUUAACAAGCUCAUGUUUUUGGCUCUGUUUGGAUUUGUUAACCUAUGGAGUAUCAUGAUCCAUGACUCUGACAUGAUUAACAAUACUGGUUGGGAAUUGUAUAUCAAUGGUCCUGCUCACCAUACCUUGCAUCACUUACACUUUACAUGCAACUACGGGCAAUAUUUCACUACCUUCGACCGACUCUUUAGUAGUUUCCGUGAGCCCCAGGCCAAAGAUGAUCCUCUCUUGGAAGCGCGGAACCGGAUGAGCGCGAAGGUAAUUAAGCCGACUAAGGCAGAAUGA